AGACAAAGGGAGGGCGUCUACAAUAACUUUUACUGUAAAGUAGUACUGUAUGCCUCUAUUUCAGAAGGGAUGCCAAAACAUGUAGAAGUACAGGCAGUACGUACGGGUGAACCAGCAUCGAUUGAUAAGUUUGGGUUUUACGUUGUGAAUGAUACCACAACAGAGGCGCCAGCCAAUCUGACGACUUCUGAAGAGGGAAUGCUUAAGAGGGAAGAGGAAUUCUGGACAAGUCGUAUUUGUUGCUACCUGCGACUCUCCUUGGAAUUACAUAAAUGUGAAGAAGAAUUGAAUAAUAAUAAUAACAGUAAUAGUAACAGUAAUAGUAGUGAUAAUAGUAAUGAUAGUAGGUUUAUAGAGGUGAUGACACUCCGGCAAGCGCAGCAGCGCGUUGGGAAACAAAUGCGACGUCAUAUUAGACUUUAUAAUGGUGUACUGCAUGCAACUCUACGACGGUUAGUUUGGGGUUUUUUUACUGGAUCACUACAGCGUCCAGCGAGUGUUAUUCAAUCUCAUCAUGCAAGGUAUAUUUCCCUUGCUGAUAUGCCUGUAGACCGGAGUGUCUCUGAUGUUAUUCGGUGUGAUCUCAGCCGUACAUUUCCAACACAUUGUCUUUUUGUUGGUGACGGUUCUGUUGGACAGGUGGAAUUGCGGCGUAUUCUCUCUGCCUUCAGUCAACUUGACCCGGCGGUGGGAUAUUGUCAGGGAAUGGCAUUUAUUGCGGCUACACUUCUCCUACACGCACCAGAGGAGGAAGCUUUUUGGAUGCUUAUACAUCUUUCUUUUUCACCAUUGUUUAGAAUGCGAGAAUUGUUUCUACCUGGUUUUCCACUACUGCAGGUAUUCUUCGCCAUCCUGCAUCGAUUGAUUGAGCGUCUGUUACCGUCACUUCACCGGCAUUUUUUAGAGACUGGAGUAGAAGCUGUUCUCUUUGCUUCUCAGUGGUUUCUUACCCUUUAUACAUAUCAAUUUCCUAUCGAUUUUACAUCUCGCUUGUGGGAUCUCUUCUUUGCGGAGGGUUGGCGGAUUAUGUUUAUGGCGGCCAUUGCCAUUUUACAGGGAGAGAAGGAACAACUCAUGUUGCUUGACAUGGAGGAGACACUGCUGUGGCUGAAGGACUGUCACGAUGGGAAGUCCACAGAGGAGAUGUUGCGCCGUGUGCGUAAUGUGCCGUUGACAGAAGAAGAAUUCACUUCUUUAUGGCGUGCUGAAGAAGAAGGGAGAGAAGAGAGAUAA
Trypanosoma theileri is the source of this 1233-nucleotide messenger RNA. RefSeq names its product rab6 GTPase activating protein. The transcript has a single exon. The record is from RefSeq and is a predicted model, not a curated record. The annotation marks the transcript as partial. Lineage: Eukaryota; Euglenozoa; Kinetoplastea; Trypanosomatida; Trypanosomatidae.